Pteronotus mesoamericanus is the source of this 1822-nucleotide messenger RNA. It is a transcript of the gene DERPC, whose product is annotated as DERPC proline and glycine rich nuclear protein. The coding region runs from base 1 to 1641 and encodes 546 amino acids. The record is from RefSeq and is a predicted model, not a curated record. Lineage: Eukaryota; Metazoa; Chordata; Mammalia; Chiroptera; Mormoopidae. The transcript has a single exon.
AUGAAAGAACCCCGGCUUUUCCCUAGAGAGCGGCCAACUCCUUGGACUCGUGCUCCACUGCCACCUCGAGGACGGCUCGACGGUUCCCUGGGACCACAGGGGGGUCCUGUCCUAAACACAGGCCACCCACUGGGCAUGAUCUCAGAUUCCCUCCUCAUGACAUCUGGUUCUCUUGGUGGAAACCUGGCUCCAUUUCCAAGGAACCCUUCUCCUUUUCCAGCUUCAUCAGGUUCAUUGGCUUCAAAUCCAGCACCUUUCCCUGCUGGUGCUCGUGACCCAGGCAUGGCUUCUUUUCCAAGGGGAAUGAACCCCACUGGCACAAGUGGAGUUUCUUUCCCAAGGCCAGGUGGCCUCUUGGGCCCGGGUCCAGGCCCGGGCCCGGGCCCAGGCCCAGCUCUAAACCCUAGAGCAGGGGCUCUUCCAGGCCCAGGGCCUCUGUCUAACCCAAGGUUAGGGGGUCUGCCAGGGCCAGGUCCUAUGCCCAACUCAAGGGCAGGUGGUCUCCUUGGAACAGGUCCUGACUCUAGAAGCGGCGGCCCCAUGGGCCCUGGAUCUGCACCCAACCUGAGAACAGGUAUCCUCUUGACUUCUGGAAAUGGUCCUCCCAAUAAUAGGCCCGUUGGCCUGGGCCCUGGACCAAGUCCCAAUCUGAGAUCGGGCUUCGUAGGUACAAACCCUGCCCCAAGGUCAGGUGUGUUUCCAGGCCCUGGCCUGGGGCCCACCCCAAGAACAGGUGGCCUGGGCCCAGGCCUUGGGCCCAACCCAAGGGCAGGUGGCUUAGGCCCAGGCCCUAAUCUGGAUACCAGAGCAGGUGGCCUCUUGAGCACAGGGUCUGGUCUUAACUUAAGAAUGGCUGGACCUCAGGGCCUAGAUCUUGCCCCUAUUCUAAGAGCAGCAGGUCUUUUAGGAGCAAAUUCAGCUUCUUUCUCACAGACCUCUGGAAACAUGGGCACAAGCCCACCUUCCAUGGCAAGAAUACCUGGCCCCAUGGGCCCAAACUCGGGUCCUGGCUCUCGAGGAAUUGGCCUUCCAGGGCCAAGCCCAUCUCCCAUGUCAAGGGCUCCUGGCCCCAUAGGCCCUAAUUCGGCUCAUUUUUCGAGGCCAGCUGGCCCCAUGGGAGUAAAUGCUAACCCCUUUCCAAGGGGGACAGGUUCAGGGGCACUGAACCCAGCUGCCUUCUCCCAGUCUUCUGGCACAUUAGCUUCAAACCCAGCUACCUUCCAGAGGUCUGCAGGCCUCCAGGGCUCAAAUCCAGCAAUUUUCCCAAGAGCCUCUGGGCCUUUAGGACCCAAUCCAGCUAACUUCUCAAGGGGCACUGGCUUACAAGGUCCAAGUCCAACUACGUUCCCAAGGUCUACUGGCCCACUAGGCCCUGGCCAGGUUACUUUUCCCAGGUCAGCUCCAGGGCCUCUGGGCUCUUCUCCAGCGGGCCCUGUGGGUAUCAACCCAGCUCCUUUUGCAAGGCCAACUGGGACCCUGGGUCUAAACCCAUCUUCCUUUCCAAGGAUGAAUGGCCCUGUAGCCAAGACUUUGGUCCCAUUUCCUAGAGUGGGUAGUCUCCCUGGCACAAACCCAGCUGCUUUCCCCAGACCAGGGGGUCCAAUGGCUGCAAUGUACCCAAAUGGAAUGUUACCCCCUUAAAUAGCAUUUUCUCUCCAGGACCACCUUGGUUUCCAGGCAUUGUGGUUCUGGGCAGAGGCUGUGUUUUAGGCAAAAGGGUAGACACGGAGCUACAGUCUGAAGUACAUAGCUGGGGCUCAAGUUCAGAUGAGCCAUCUUUUUCAAAUUCUGCUUCUUUCUUGAUUGAAGGUGAAAUGUUAUU